AUUUGCGGCUACGAAGCGAAUGUUUAUUUUUACUGCUUCAGUUUGUUGACUGAGCAAUGCGUCGUACAGCAAUCAUUUUAGUUACGAUGUACUCGUAGUUAUUGAUUCAUAAUGUGUUGAGUUUGUGUUUGAGCAAAUUAUUGUACAUAUGCCGUGUAUCCGUAAAUUGGCUGCGCUUGAUCGUUUAACAUGCAGACACCGAGGAUGGUGAGAGACGUGCAGAGAGUUGGUGUUGCACGUUGUUUGGUCCAGAGCGUUCAUUUUCGAAUUGUGCGUAGUACAAGCUGAGAUAUUUAUGAGUGGUACGAGUGGUUUAGCGGGUUUGAAGAUAUUCGGCAGCAAAAGCCGCAUUCAUAAUAUGCUGUAUCGCUAAUUAUAUCAUCGUCUUGCGAAGCAACAAAGUGUCAAUUAAAAGCGAGCUGUUGUGUAGUAUUCGCCGCUUCGCUAUUUGGGAAAACGAAAAUCAUCAGAACAAUUAGUGAAAUCGUCAAGUCCACCAUCAGCACCACCUGUCAAACCAAAACCGUGUACACACAAGAUCAGAUUGUGUGAUCGUGGUGUGUGAUCUUGUGCUCCAAAAUAGCUGAGAACCCCCAAGAAGAAGUGUGUUUUGAAAGUACAGUGUGAUGCAGUUCGAUAAAAAAGCUACCGCCAACAUUCCAAGUGUGCGUUGUGUAGCAGCGAAUGGUGCGACAAAAAGCGCGUAGAAGGAAAGAGGAAAGGGGUAGAGCGCUGGAAGGGAGAGAGUCCCCUUGUGUGUCACUUGCAGCUUGCAAGGGCGCCUGAGUGUGUAGUGUAAAGCCAACCACCGUGUGGCAGGCGAGUGAAAAAUGGAAAAAUAGUUAUCUGGAGUUUCGUUGGCAUCGGGCUUUGUGAGAGUGUGUGUAUGAGUGUGAGUGUGUGGGAGAGUCUGUUUAUUCGUGUGCCGUUGGCAGCGAUGGCACAGUGAGCGCAGUGGAAAGUUAGAGAAUGUUAUGGGGCAAGGAAAAGCGCAUAGAAACCUUCCUCCUUCUCCCCCGUCGUCCCGCAUUUAGUGUGUAGUGUUAGCAAAAGUGAAAUUGAAGCAAGUGCUGUUAUCGAACAGCGCGCCGCCAGAAUAAAGCAAGCGCGACGAUACUGUGUGUGUGUGUGUUCAGUGAACGUGGCAAGCACCCUCACCCCUUCAUCCGGCACGAUGGCAGGAAAUAUCGUCAAAUGGUGGAAGCACAAGAUACUGGGCGGCUACAAACAGUUCACAGUGCUACAAGAAUGCGCCACCGACUCGGAAGAGCUGAUCUAUCCCGGCCGGGCGCCUUCAGCCUGCAGUGCACCACCCGACCUACUGCUAACUAGUGAUCGCGAGCAAAUGCUUAAAGUGAAAUCAUCCGCAAGCACCGGUUCUGGCACUGGCCAGACGAAAACAUCCUUCCAGCAUAGUCACCACCAUCAUCAUCACGGACAUCAUCAUCAGUCACCGUCUUCGAAUGGACAUAAUCAUUCGGGCACGUCCCACCAGCAGCAGCAGCAGCAGCAGCACCACCAUCACAAAUCACAGAAAGAUGCCUUCCGGAAGUGCACCAACGGGAAGGCGGGAGGCGGCAAUGCAGCGGCCGGUGGGGCGUCCGGUGCUGGAGCUACUAACACAAUCAACACCACCGCCGCCACUAUUCGAAGUGAUCCAGAUCGGGUGCGAUUAGAGGAAUUCACUUGCGAUGUGUCUCUGGAGGAUGGUAAAAAGCCACAACCGCUACAGUUUUCCUUCACCUUGUACGAUCUGGAUGGUCAUGGCAAAAUAACCAAAGAUGAUAUUGCCGGAAUAGUGUCGACAAUUUACGAAUCUAUAGGCAAAUCGGUAGUAGUUCCUCACUAUGGUAGCAAAACCAUUAAUGUCAGGCUGACCGUAUCUCCGGACGGCAAAACAGCCACCACGAAACCGGCAUCGGCUGCAGUAAAGAAGGCCAUAAUCACGCCCCGUCGUCGGUAUCGCUCGCGGAAGCUUAUCUCCGAUGAUGAUGGUAGCGACACGUCGGAAAAUUGUCCCCGGCUGCUUCGCAAUCGAACGGCAGCCACAGCUGUUACUAACAAUGGCGAAACGGCAAACAAUAAUCAGGCUGCCCUGCAGAACCAACAACAACAGCAGCAGCAGCAGCAUCACCACCAUCAUCACCAUCAUUCGAACGGUAGUUCGGGGAAGUUGAAGGAAUCGAAUCUGUCGAAGGCAACCGCAUUAGCAGGAGAUAAUCAAGUGAAUCGCUCGAUAGGGCUGAGCAAUAGCUCCGAGGGAUCGUCGGCGGUCGGACAGCUGCUGGUUGAAGCGUAUCAUAAAAAUAAUCUAAGUCCUGGUGCAGCUAAUGCAGGCGCGGGCAAGGGUGUCCUCAACAAUGCUCCCAACGCAACCAAGAGCAAGGCAAAUGAGAAUGUGUACGAAAGCAUUAACAAUCUCAAGUGCUGUAACCUUCAACAGCAGCAACAGCAACAUACGGCAUCUAAUAAUACAAGCCUUCAAACUACCGCUUCCUCGCUUCCUGUAACAGCAACUGGAUUGAAUCAAUCAACCACAUCGACGGCAGCGCUGAUUUGUCACGAUUGUGUCGAUGGUGGAGCUCCAACGACGACUCUGCUGCCACCGUUGUCCGCCUUGGAAACGGUCGUCAUUCCAGCGCCGUCCGCAGGAGUUGCUGGGCGUGCCAAACGUAAACUAGUUCGCAAGACACGUGCCUCACGCAAGACGGCAAUCGCAGCAAAAAUGAUGUCCGAAGACUUUGCCAGACGGCCAAGAGCGCGUAGCCUAUCGGUGGGGAACGAAAAUUGCUACGAGAAUGUAAUAGGCCGUAUGGCGGCCGCACAAGAGGAGUGCUGGAAGAGCUCACUGUGUCGGCGGGAGCUGAUCGAGAUCAUACGCGAAAGUAUGGUGAAGAAUAGUCUCUGUUUUCAACCAAAUCGGAAAGCGAAUGAUAGUUCACCGAAGCAUCGCCACCGAUCGCACACGAUCGCUUCUCGCGUUGGGGAUCAGGUGUUCUUCAACUAUCAUCAUCCGACCGCUGCAGCGCUGAUGGCGGCCAAUACUGGUGCUACCAUGGCAGCCGAUCUGGGCGGAGCGCAAGCCACCGCAACGACGACGACGACGACCGCCCUAGUCGCGAUGGCCGGGCACGAGGCAAACCUAUGCGGGUAUGAUUCGUACCUUCACAAAACAAUUUGCGCUGCCGCAGCUAAUGGUGGUGUUGGUGCUGCCACGGCCAUGCAUCUAACGACAGCACACGCAGCUUCAGCAACGGCCGCUAUAAAUGGCGGGGUUCAAGCUCUUGCCACCAGCACCCCUAACCGCUUGCUGCAGCAUCAUUUCCAUCACUCGAAGUUGAAAAGUCGGAAGGAACACCAUCGCUUGGCGGCAGCUGUGGGUGCAACUCGGUCGACCCAGCCGACGCCGGUAAAGCUCAGCACGGCCCUACUCAACCAGCAGUACCCGAAUCUCUCGGCCGAGCAGAAACUAACUCGCUCCAUCAAUCAGGUCGAGCAGUGGCUUGAUCACCGUAGUCCCAAACUCGUACCCAAGGUCAAACUAGCGGACGAUAUGCAGCUCCAGCGAGCGGUCGUCAGCCGGCCGUUAAAGCGUUCCAAGAGCAAGGAAGAACUGACGCCGAGCAAUCUUUUGUUGCUGGAAAAUCUGAAGAUCAGCGAGGACAUUGCGGAAAUAGCGGUGGUGACACCGAAGAAAGUAUACAACAAAGAAUCGUUGAUCGCUUCCGCCACCAAGAAGAAUAUUAAAACGCACCACCAGCAUCAGCACAGUCCUUCGCGUCAACCGACAGCAGUGCCAACUGUUGCGAUUGGCACUGAGAAGCCUUCAGCUCCGUUGACGGUGGUAAACAAACAAUCCAUUCCUGUCGGUGAUGCUCAGCUAGUUCAGCUCCAGUACGGGUCCGUGCCAAUCAAUGCCGAUCCGAGCGAAUGCGAAAAUCUAAUCCGCAUGUCGGACGAUGGUGAGGAUGUUGAGCAGCAACAGCAGCACCAGCAGCAACAACAGGCAGCGCCAAUGGCAGCAACCAAGCAUAGUUAUCGUCACCAUCAACCGCAGUCCCGUUCGCAGCCGCAAUCGCCACAGCAUCAUCAGCAUCAUCAUCAGCAAGAGCCACGAUACUGUGGCAGCGGUAGAGCACAUUCCGUCUCGUCUGCAUCGGCCGCUUCGACGACUGCCGUUCACCGGUACGUGCACGAGCACAUCCACCAUCACUAUCACCAUUUCGAAAAUGAUCCGGACGAAUCCUGAUGCUGGUGGUACGAUCGUCUGCAGCUGGAACCGCCGCCUCGUUCAACGCCGGCAGCUACGGCCGAACUGGAACAGGUGGCCGGUCCCUGGCUGGCACUGAAAGAACCGCCACCCCCUUCGUGAUCGAUGCUUACUACCACCGUUAUAGCCACUGUAGGCCAACGUCGUCAUUCGCCCGUGGGCUGGUUUUGUUGCUUCUAGCUUCGCGGAUUGUUCUCUCAAGCAUUCAACCAUGUUCUCAUUCCCAACCUACUAUAUCUCUCUUUUGUGUACUUAUGAAUCUCAUGGUGAGUCAGGAAAAAGUCUUAAGCGUGUGAAAAGCGUGCCCAUUACUGCCAGAACAAGAAAUAGUGUUAAGCAAGUGUUCCGCUAGUUACUCUCACUGAUCACGAUGUACAUAUGCAUUAUAGAACACUCUAGUUGUGAGCGCAAGCGCUACCCUUUCUGUUGCGAUUGUAUAUACUAUAUUUUCCCAACUUGUAUACGUAGUUUAGUAUCCCGUGGGUGCAGAGUUUAUUUUUUGCAGCAGCGUAAUGGUUAGGGUUGUUAUUAAUUACAGAGCUUUUUGGGGGGAAAUGUUCACCCAAUUGUAAAUGUACCGAACGUCGUCACAUCCGGGGAAAGAAUAGGGCUUCUAACGUGUUAUGUCAAUGGGUAUGGGUAAAUGUUGCCCGCGAGGCAACACUGACAAACAGCUUCGAGAACUAGGAAUUCAUUGCGUGUGUGUAUGUGUGUGAGGGGAAACAUAAGUAUUAAGCUAUUAGCUCAUAAGUAACAUAAGUAAGUUACUAUUUAUUUUCUUAGUUGGAACCAAAUCAUCGAAACCUAGGUAGAAGAAGAAGCAGCUGGGGGAAAUGAACGGAAAGGAGAAACAAACAAAACACCUUACAAUGCUUUACAUUGAUUGAUAUGAAAUCGUUUUUAAACACAAAAAAGGAAAACACUCUAAUAUCAACAUACCUUCAUAUGAUAAUGGACACUAUCACUCUAUGCAUGUACCGUAAUUUCUCAUAUUUUGCAGAUUUUCUCGUCCGUGUUUCAGUUGCCAUUUUUUGUUUCGUUCUAUUAAUAUUGAUGUUUUUCUUCAAUGUUUUCUCAUCUAUCAUUUUAUCGGUUUCAUUUGUCAAAACUACUUUACCUUUCUAACGUUGUUCUACCUUUGAGUAAAGGUGUUGAUAAAUAAUGCAAACAGAAUUCAAUUGUUGGAACAAUCUGCUAAAUGUGAACACGUGACGAAAAAAAAAAGAAGACGAAACUUACAAGACUGAUUUCAUGUUAUUAAAUCGUAUUAAUGAUUUUUUGUGUGUGUAUCUCGAUAUGUUUGUUUAAAACUUUAUCUCUUUUUGUUCUUAAAACUGUUAUGCACAUAAAGAAUAGUCCGCUUAUGAAAAUUGAUAGAAGAAAAAGAAGUGCGAAGGAAAGCGAUACGUACUUUUGGGGAGGAAAAGUUACACUGCAACGGCUUUUUACUAAAAUUAUUUCAUUGCCAUUUUUGCUAAUAUUCCCGACGGUUGGUUACCAACGAAACAUGUUUUUUUUUAAUUUAGAUUGUGUUAAAAUUACUGUACUGGCACAUAAUUAAGGUUGAAACGAAAUUUUAUUAAGGCGCAA
This is a messenger RNA of Anopheles arabiensis, 5860 nucleotides long. RefSeq names its product protein naked cuticle homolog (gene nkd). Gene Ontology annotation, biological process: negative regulation of Wnt signaling pathway. The record is from RefSeq and is a predicted model, not a curated record. Gene Ontology annotation, cellular component: cytoplasm. Lineage: Eukaryota; Metazoa; Arthropoda; Insecta; Diptera; Culicidae. Gene Ontology annotation, molecular function: calcium ion binding. The transcript has 7 exons. Bases 1175 to 4249 code for a protein of 1024 amino acids.